This is a messenger RNA of Apis laboriosa (Himalayan honeybee), 1571 nucleotides long. RefSeq lists its product as uncharacterized. Gene Ontology annotation, cellular component: plasma membrane. Lineage: Eukaryota; Metazoa; Arthropoda; Insecta; Hymenoptera; Apidae. The transcript is spliced from 9 exons. Gene Ontology annotation, biological process: detection of chemical stimulus involved in sensory perception of smell; sensory perception of smell. Gene Ontology annotation, molecular function: odorant binding; olfactory receptor activity. The record is from RefSeq and is a predicted model, not a curated record. The coding region runs from base 330 to 1499 and encodes 389 amino acids.
AGAGGAAUAGCGUCCUAAGCAACUGACGAUUGUAAGAUUACUGACAAUGCAUCUAUUCUCUACUUUCAAAUCGAAAAAUAAGAAAAAUAAGAAAUAAGAAAAGAAAAUAUAUGAAUGAAAAUUUAUCUGUUAUGGAGAAUCACUUAGUAAUGAGUCAAAAUCGAUUGCAGUUUAUCGUAAUUAUUGGACAUUAUAUAGUCUGUCACUAUAGACAGGCUAUAUUAUGAAAAUACAAGACGGAAAAAUAAUCGUGUAAAUAAUACAUUAAGCCGAGAUGUAGUCAAAUUAUCUUUCGAAUUCCACACUGCAGUUGACAUCUAACCAGGAACAUGGAUGUUUUCGACAAACAAUAUUAUAUCUAUCGUACAAUAUUGAAAAUUGUAGGACUGUGGCCAUAUGAUAAAUCAGUUUAUGUAUGGAUUCAGAGAACAUGUUUAUUACUGUAUUUUCUUAUCGGUAUAAUAUUUCAGAUUAUUGUGCUCCUAAACUCUGAAACUACAUUACGAAAUUAUGUUGUUACGUUGUCUGCGACUUUUCCUUUACUGCUAUUUUUUUUACGAUAUAUUUAUUAUAUUACAAUUUUUCCAUACCUACAACAUUUAUUCGAUUACAUCCGUACAGAGGAACAUCUGUUACAAGACACGACAGAAAUACAAAUACAAACGAAAUAUCUCGAUAUUUCCAGUCACAUCAUCCAUAUUUUUUGUUGCGUGUCUUUCGCUUUUAUUGCAGCGACUAUCAUAUUCCUAGUGAAUCCUUUAAUAUUGGAUAUAAUCAUGCCUUUAAACGAAUCUCGCACUCAUUUCAACGUUUCAUUCAUUUUCGGCGAUCAAAACGCCUAUAUUAAAAUAUUUUUGAUCUUAAAUUUCGUGUUAAAUCUAUUAUUCGGAUUAUUAUCUAUAACGAGUACAGAAUCGUUAACUAAUAUUUUUAGUUACUAUAUAUGCAGACGAUUUAAUAUAGUUAGUUAUCGAAUACGAAAGAUAAUUGAGGAUCUCAGUAUGCCCAAUCUGACUAAGAUAGAUUUGAAACUUAUAGACAUACAUCGAGUAGUGGACAUUCAUUGCCACGCUAUCGAACAUAUUAAUUUAGCCACAAAUAAUACAGCAACGCAAUAUCUAAUGGCAAUUAUUGUAUGCAUACUUUCAUUCUCUGUAAAUCUAUAUCGCCUAUAUAACGCAAUAAUAACUAUGGACAGUAGAAUAGAAAUCUUCGGUUCUAUUCUUAUAGUUAUGUAUCAUUUAAUGAUCGCGUUUUAUAAUAAUCAUUGCGGACAAUUAAUUAUUGACAGUAAUCUUAGCAUAUUUAACGAAUUAUUUGCUUCUACAUGGUAUCGCAUUCCUUUAAAAGCGCAAAAACUAUUAUUGUUUAUGAUAUUGAGAAGCUCAAUGGAUUGUGAGUUAUGUCUUUCUGGUUUAUUCACUCCGUCUUAUGUUGGCUUUACAUCGAUGUUGAGUUCAUCCUUCUCCUAUUGUGCCGUUAUAUAUUCAAUUCAAUAAAUAUUCUCGAAUUACUGGCAUUUUACUUCAGUAUAAGUAUUGCAAUUAUAUGAUAUUAUUAUACGUGUAGAU